Pectinophora gossypiella (pink bollworm) is the source of this 1615-nucleotide messenger RNA. RefSeq names its product tRNA-dihydrouridine(16/17) synthase [NAD(P)(+)]-like (gene Dus1). Gene Ontology annotation, molecular function: tRNA dihydrouridine synthase activity; flavin adenine dinucleotide binding. The coding region runs from base 107 to 1507 and encodes 466 amino acids. NCBI's taxonomy places the organism in Eukaryota, Metazoa, Arthropoda, Insecta, Lepidoptera, Gelechiidae. The transcript is spliced from 7 exons. The record is from RefSeq and is a predicted model, not a curated record. Gene Ontology annotation, biological process: tRNA processing.
UGCUAGAAUAUAAUAUUUAAAACGCAUUUAAUUGUGAUAAAUAAUACACGUGAAAUUUAAUCAGCGAGGUUGAUUUGCGAAUUAAAUUGUGAAUUAUAAGAGAAAAAUGACUUCCGACUGGUAUCAACAAAUAGAUCGACCCAAGUUCGUGGUUGCUCCUAUGGUCGAUGCAAGCGAGCUAGCAUGGAGACUUCUGUGUCGCAGGCAUUGUGCUCAGCUGUGCUACACUCCAAUGUUCCACAGUAAUGUUUUCACAAAAGAUCCUAAAUAUAGGAAGGAAAACUUAGCUACUUGUGAAGAAGAUCGUCCACUAAUUGUACAGUUUUGUGGAAAUAAUCCUGAGGUGAUGGCUACUGCUGCGAAAAUGGUAGAAAAUUAUUGCGAUGCAAUUGACAUAAAUCUUGGUUGUCCACAAUCUAUAGCGAAAAGAGGUCAUUAUGGAUCAUUUCUGCAAGAUGAAUGGGAAUUACUCAAAAAUAUUGUUGGUGCUAUGUCUAAGGCAGUAUCAAUUCCAAUCACAUGUAAAGUGAGAAUUUUUGAGAAUAUAGAGAAGUCAGUCCAGUAUGCCCUUAUGUUACAAGAGGCUGGUUGCAGACUGUUGACAGUGCAUGGAAGGACUAGGGAACAGAAGGGACCACUUACUGGUGUCGCCAGUUGGGAACAUAUCAGAGCUAUUAGGAAGGCAGUGUCAAUACCAAUGUUUGCAAAUGGCAACAUCCAAUGUCUCCAGGAUGUGUACAGAUGUUUAGAGUUUACACAGGUUGAUGGAGUGAUGAGUGCUGAGGGAGCGCUCACCAACCCAGCGCUGUUUGAAGGAAUUAAUCCAGUGACAUGGGAAAUGGCUGAAGAAUAUCUGCAUUUAGUGGAAAAGUACCCAUGUCCAACAUCGUACAUAAGAGGACAUCUAUUUAAAAUAUUUCAUAAAAUUUUUACAUUUGAAGAAAACAACUCCACAAGAGAAGUUCUAGCAACAGCACAAAAUCUUAAUGACUUUAGGAGAGUCAGUAUAGAAAUUAAACAUAAAUAUUCUCCAUAUCAUGAUGGAAGUAUUCACUUUGAUGAUGAUGACAAUAUUACGCGACAAGGAUAUAACUUGAUUUUGCCUCCAUGGCUAUGUCAACCAUAUGUCAGGAUAUCUCCUGAGGAGCACAACAAAAAAAUGGAAAAAAUAAGCAAUAAACAGGACAAUGAUAAUGAAGCUAAGAGGGUUUACGAAGGACCAGAUGGUAAUAUUUUGUCUAGAAAGAAGAUGAAAAAGAUGCGACGAGUCAUGAGGCGGCCACAUAAAGCGGACAGCCACGAUCGUGGUGGUAGAAAUGGCGGAAUAUGCUCAAGAAUCGUAUGCCCCAAUCCUCUAGGAGGUAAAUGUGGUUACCAACUUUGCAAAAAGUGUUGUAAAAGCAAAUGUUACGAAGAAGACCUAGAUUGCCCAGGACAUAGAAUAUUAGUGCAUACAAGGAGAGAAAUGGCUAAGAAGUAUGCUUCUGAAAACAGAGAGAAGACAUAAAUAUACAUGUUGAGUACUAUUAUUAAUUUUAGUAAACAAGUUGUGUAUAUUUGUACAGUUUUAUUAUGUCGCCGAAAUAUAUUUUAUUCAAUAAAACAAUAAAAUCAA